AGUAGACCCGAACAGCCUGCCACAACAACACCCGAACACCACCAAAGCAUUUUGCUGCCUUCCGUUCGGUUCAACCCCAUGCUUUCACUCGCACGGCGGUGCCGGAGAUCCCUCCAACCAAUCACAACUCAUCUCCAAUCAUCCCAUCCUUUUACUGCCGCCGCCGCGGCCUCUCAUCCACCACGUAGACGGUCAAAGUCCAUACCGGCGGCGUUAAGAAAACCAGAUGAGAAGUCAGAAUGGUGGGUAGUAGACGGAGAAAUGCACGAAAUAGGUGAUAACGUACCUCCCCGUGAAAGAUUCGUUAUACCCAGAGAUAAUAUUCCUAAUAAACGCCGUAAGCAGCUCCGUGAACAGUUCAUGCGCCGCACUCGCCUUGUUCUCAAAGAUUCUGAGCACGAGCCUUGGUGCAAAAAGUACAUGGAACUUUAUCAGGAGCUUAGAGAGAAUUGGGAGAAACUGUAUUGGGAUGAGGGAUAUUCCAAGAAACAUGGUCAAGAGCGUGCAAGUUAUGACUCUGCUGAAGAUGACGACACAGACUUUUCACCUUACAGAAGGAAACCACCCUAUGCCGAAGAAAUGAAGAAUCAUGCUUUUGAGAGAAAUAGGCAGGGAGACACACGGGAAAGGGCAGGCAUGAUCCGAGAUAAGUUUGAAUUCGACCGGGAUAGAAGAAUGAGAGAUAAAGCCUUUGCACCUAUGCAAUUCACGGCUCCUGAUUCUUCUUCAAAGAAUCAACCAUUUGAUGCGAAUAGAUACCUCUCCUCCAGUGACAGCGAUUAACUCAAAGAUCUAUGGAAGAUAGAUACGAGGGAGGAUGGUGCACCUUGUCCACAUAGCUAAUUAGUUAUGAAUGUCUACAUUCGGAAAAGUAGUGGCCUUGAUUUCGAGAACAGGGAAUGUUGUUAUCGAUCUCCCCUGAUGAAACAGAAAUUUGGCGCUUACCUCUUAGAAGAUUCACUUGGGAGUAUAUCAUGUGUUUUACUUUUAUCUAAUAGACGAUGUAUGUUCAUCGAUUCAGAAUUUAUGACAUUGUCAAUCGUCUACUCCUUUGUGAGAUUACAAAACUCGAUCUGUAAAUGUGUAGCAGCUUUAAACCAGCGUUUCCAGCAAUUUGGUCCUGUUUAUGAGUAAAAGGAUCGAUUUGGGUUC
Messenger RNA from Erigeron canadensis, 1152 nucleotides. RefSeq lists its product as uncharacterized. NCBI's taxonomy places the organism in Eukaryota, Viridiplantae, Streptophyta, Magnoliopsida, Asterales, Asteraceae. The record is from RefSeq and is a predicted model, not a curated record. The transcript has 6 exons. Bases 79 to 783 code for a protein of 234 amino acids.